AUGGCUACUCUUCUCCAGAAGCUCGUCAAGAGGGCGCCCCCCUUCAAUUCAUUGCGACUCCUCACAUCCAUCGAUAUUCCCCAGCUACCUUGUAGCUCUACCGUUCUUCAUUCUCUCCGCCGAGAGUCGGAUCACGGGACUGGCCGGAGUCGUCAUUCUGGCCUUCCUCUAGAUUGGGGAGGCGCAGAUCAUCCUUGCUCUAUGCAGCACGCCCACCUGAUUUUCCCUACCUUCCUUCAUGUGCAGCAUUUGGAGCCCAUUCAUCAGCAUUGUGGUGUUGAUGGCGAUGGGGAGUGUGACGAGGGGAGCGCCGUGGAUGAUCGGACUCUCUGGGCGGACAGCGUGAAGAAGAAGAGGAAGAGAAAGAUGAACAAACAUAAGCUUCGGAAGUUGAGGCGGCAACUCCGCCGAAAGACAAAGACCUAG
Spirodela intermedia is the source of this 426-nucleotide messenger RNA. Lineage: Eukaryota; Viridiplantae; Streptophyta; Magnoliopsida; Alismatales; Araceae. The record is from the annotation of a GenBank genome assembly.